AUGCAACACCAGCAACCGCCUCCACCCUCCAUUGAAACCCUAGAAUCCUCCAUCCAUCAUCUUGUGACGCAGUAUCAAAGAAGACAAAGGUGGCAACUCCUUCUCAACUACCUUUGUUGCUACCACCCACAACAACAACAACAACAACAACAACAACAACAACUCUAUGAUCAAACUAAGUACUCUAUAUGGAGGACAAAGCUCACUAGUUUCCUUGAAUUGCCUGCAAUCCAUCUCACCACCAUUGUCCUCCUCCUUCUUGACCUCUUCCUCACAGUACUUGACCUCUCAUUAUCCAUCCUUUCAAGCUCAUCAAAUGAGAGUCAUGAAAACAAGAAGAAAGAUGUUACACACAAGGUGUGCCACUGGGGAGGGGUUGCCAUUUUGAGCUUACUUACAGUGAAGAUGAUUGCAUUGGUUUUUGGUCUUGGUGUGCAGUUCUUUAGAAGGCCAGGGCAUGUAGUUGAUGCUUUGGUUGUGGUUGGAGCUUUGGUUUUGGAGGUGGUGGCUGAAGGGAAGGGAGCAGGGUUGGUGGUGGUGGUGAGCUUGUGGCGUGUGGUGAGGGUGGUGGAGAGUGCUUUUGAGUUGAGUAAUGAGGCCAUUGAAGCUCAGAUUGAGAGUAUAGAGGUGCAAUUUGAGGAGCUUAGAGAGGAGAAUAGAAGGUUGGAGAAAGCUUUGCAUCAGAAGGAUGCCAUUAUAUUGGAGCUUGAGAUGGAGUUGAAUGAGUUUAAAACAUGUUAGUUUGUACUUGGUUCUUUUCUUUUUCCAUUUAUCUUAGGUUGUAAAUGAACAAAUUCGCUACUGAGCAACUCAGAACUUGGUUCCAAAAAAACUCAUUUAUUAAGGAAACGAGCUCGAGCUUGACUUUUAAAGUCGAGUAGAUAAUCAAGUUGAGCUUGAGCCUCAAAUUGCUUCUUGGCUCUUUAAUGUUCGUGAGAAACUUGGUAUUGUAAUAUAUUAUAGGGAAAAUUACUGUUCACUAACGGGGUGUUUUUGGCAAUUUUAUAAACUU
Dioscorea cayenensis subsp. rotundata (Guinea yam) is the source of this 1012-nucleotide messenger RNA. RefSeq lists its product as uncharacterized. The record is from RefSeq and is a predicted model, not a curated record. Bases 1 to 741 code for a protein of 246 amino acids. Gene Ontology annotation, molecular function: voltage-gated proton channel activity. NCBI's taxonomy places the organism in Eukaryota, Viridiplantae, Streptophyta, Magnoliopsida, Dioscoreales, Dioscoreaceae. The transcript has a single exon. Gene Ontology annotation, biological process: proton transmembrane transport. Gene Ontology annotation, cellular component: plasma membrane.